This is a messenger RNA of Lecanosticta acicola, 1422 nucleotides long. NCBI's taxonomy places the organism in Eukaryota, Fungi, Ascomycota, Dothideomycetes, Mycosphaerellales, Mycosphaerellaceae. The record is from the annotation of a GenBank genome assembly.
AUGCGUUCUUCUCGGCCAGGGCUCUUCGGACUUCUCUGCUUGUUGACGAUUGUGGAUGCCGUUCAUCACGUUCCUCAUGAACAUGCCAAGUUCCAUCAGAAGAGAGGGGAUGCGGUGGCGGAUGAUGGGUUCGGUUCCGGAUUCAAGGCUGUUGCUUACUAUGUCAGGUGAAUAAUAAUCUCCUCAUGAAGCAAGAGGAGCGACCGCAGAGAUACUGAUGAUUCUGGCGACAGUUGGGCCAUCUACGCCCGCGACUUCCCCCCACAGCAAAUCCCAGCCUCGCAGCUCACACACGUGCCCUACGCCUUCGCGGGCAUCAACAACGAAACAGGCGAAUGCCACCUCACGGACGAAUUCGCAGACGUGCAGAAGACCUGGCCCGGCGAUCUCCCCAUCGAUCAUAACACCACCAACCUCUUCGGGAACCUGAAACAACUCUACCUGCACAAGAAGAAAAAUCGCAACCUGAAAACCCUCCUCUCCAUCGGCGGCUGGACCCUCCGCGCCGCCUUCGCCCCGGCCCUCACCCACUCCCCCACCAACCGCCUCCGCUUCGCCCGGACAGCCGUUCAGUUGCUGCAAGAUCUGGGCUUCGAUGGGCUCGACAUCGACUGGGAGUAUCCCAAUUCCACGCUCGAAGCGGCCGCUUUGGUAGACACCUGUCGUCUCCUCCGGCGGGAACUCGACGCCUAUGCCGCCCGCCACGUGCCCGGGGCGCCGCACUUCCUGCUCACCCUCGCCGUGCCCGCGGGCCCGCAGCAUUUCCGCUACUUCGACAUGCCCGGUCUGGCACCCUACGUGGACUUCGUGAAUCUGAUGGCGUAUGAUUACAUGGGCAGCGGGUUCGCGGAUACGAACCGCAGCGGGCACGCGCAGAAUCUGUUCCACAGCGCCUGGAAUCCCGCGAGUACGAAUUACGACACGCACACGGCCGUGGAGUAUUAUCUGAACGACGGCUUUCCGAGUCGCCGCCUGGUGUUGGGCAUGCCAUUGUACGGCCGCUCCUUCGCGCAGACGGCCGGGCCCGGCGGGAAUUUCACCAACGCGACCGACGGCUCCUGGGAGCCCGGCGUGUGGGACUACAAAGCCCUGCCCCAUAUCAACGGCUCGCGGGCUUUCCGCACGUAUCACGACGACGAGGGCAUCGUCGCGUCGUGGGCGUACGAUGACCUCACGCGGUAUAUGGUCUCGUACGACACGCCGCGGGUCGCGAGGCAGAAGGCGGCUUAUAUCGCUUCGCUGGGGCUGGGAGGCGCCAUGUGGUGGGAGACGAGUGGGGAUAAGAAGGGAAGCGAGAGUUUGAUCUCUACGGUGAAGGGGGAGUUUGAGGGUUGUGGGGAGGGGGUGGAAUGGAGGGAGAAUGUUUUGGAGUUUCCGCUGAGUAGGUAUGGGAAUUUGAGGGAGGGUAUGCCGGGGGAGUGA